AUGCGACUCUCUGACCGGGAAGCUGCGUAUGCUAUCCGGGCCAGACUCGAGCCGCUCGGCCGAACAGGUCUAAGCAUCGUGUACACAGAGAAAGGCAAUUCCAAGUCUGCUUUGAAGGCAGCUGGGUUUUGGCUAGACGGUGAAAUGUACGACCACGCCGCAUUUGCUGAAGACACGAGCAACUUGUUUAAGCGUGAAGCUGCUAUCUAUGAAGCUCUGGGCUCACACCCAUGCAUCCUUAAGUGUAUCGGUGUCGAAUUGAUGCCUGAUGGAGAGGAAGCCUGGGCUUUGCGUCUUGAGCGGGCGCCGCAUGGUAACCUACGGGAAUAUAUUGGGAAGAACGAACCCCCGACUAUGGUUCGUCGCUUGCAAGUAGCAAUCGACUUUGCGGAGACAUUGCAAUACAUCCACGACCGCGGAGUCAUUUGGGGUGAUGUCUCACCUCGAAAUGUUCUUGUCUUCGAUGAUCUUCACAUCAAGCUCUGCGACUUUGCUGGAUCCAUUCUGAAGGACAGAUUCCCCGAGCUUCUCUUUACAUGUGAACCUCGUUGUUGGGUGCCAGGACGAGAAGAGGACUCUGCUACUAGAAGUAUACUUGAAAAGGAGUUAUUUGCGCUCGGUACCGCAAUCUGUGAGAUAACAGAAUGGACUGUUCCUUAUGGUCCAAUCGAGAUAGAGGAACUCCAGCAGAAACUUAUGGAUGGGGAGUAUCCUUACGUUGGUAACAGUAAUCCUGUCAAGGGUGUUAGCCAGAAGUUAUGGCAUUUUGAGUACAACUCUGCACAAGAGGCUGUGGGAGCUCUAAGGACAGCUCUCAUCAAUAAAUAA
Messenger RNA from Fusarium redolens, 828 nucleotides. RefSeq names its product kinase-like domain-containing protein. The record is from RefSeq and is a predicted model, not a curated record. The transcript has a single exon. Lineage: Eukaryota; Fungi; Ascomycota; Sordariomycetes; Hypocreales; Nectriaceae. The coding region runs from base 1 to 828 and encodes 275 amino acids. Gene Ontology annotation, biological process: peptidyl-threonine phosphorylation; peptidyl-serine phosphorylation. Gene Ontology annotation, molecular function: protein serine/threonine kinase activity; ATP binding.